AUGGCCACCACAAAAGACAAAGAAACCCGACCACCGCUAUCCUACCGCCUCGCCACACGUCCCGACGCUCUAGCUCUAGCAGACCUCAUAAGCCGUGCCUUCCGCAGCGAACCCACCGGCCAAACCUGGCUUUACGAGUCGCAGGACAAAAGAGUCGAUAUUGCCUCCCCAGAACUCACAACCCAGUUCAUCGAAUCUGGAGAAAGUCUCAUGCUCGUCGGCUACUUACCCAGCGACCCCGAAAAGAAGCCCCUCUCAACCUGCUUCCUCCGCCGUCCAGACUCAGAUCCUGCAUCUGAACCCCAUCGCUCUCCCGGCGCAGCCUGGCUAGGUUUCCUCGCCGCCGAGCCAGCGGACCACGGGAAGGGGUAUGGAUUGUCCCAACUUCGAUAUGCUGAGGCCUAUGUUCAUGAUGAAUGGGGCUUGAGUAGGCUAGAAAUGACGUACGUGAACUCUCGGAUUGAGCUGGGGGCUUGGUAUCGACGAUGCGGAUACGUUGAUACUGGCCGACGGAGAGCUUUUCCUUAUGGGGAGCAUGGGAGGGAGAUUCUGGCGGAGGGGUUGGAGGAGGUGGUUAUUGGGAAGGAUUUGGGGGAGGGGGUGAAGUAA
Molecule: messenger RNA, 609 nt
Organism: Recurvomyces mirabilis
Lineage: Eukaryota; Fungi; Ascomycota; Dothideomycetes; Mycosphaerellales; Teratosphaeriaceae
Exons: 1
Coding region: 1-609 (202 amino acids)
Source: RefSeq, a predicted model, not a curated record